UUGACCAGCAGGGGGACACGCGGGGCAGGAGCCGGUGAUGUCAUUAGCUCAUUAGCAUAUCGGUGGCUAUAUGUACUGCUUGCGGCGGGACGCGCCUUUUACUGCUGCAACGCACUUGACCAGAACCUUUGUCUGCAUCAGACCGCUCCUCGACCUUCCGCCAACAUGAGCGACAAACCCGACAUCUCGGAGGUGACCAACUUCGACAAGAACAAGCUGAAGAAGACCGAGACGCAGGAGAAGAACCCCCUGCCCUCAAAAGAAACCAUCGAACAGGAGAAGGCUGCGGCGGCAGCGACGUCGUGAAGCCCCUUGCCAUGACCUGUGCGACCCCACCCCCCGCCCCCCUCCUCCUGCAUUGCCUUGUUUUCAGUCACUUCUUCUUGCUGUUUAAGUCUGUAACCCAAACGAUGAAACGACAACAAUAAUCAAGCUGCACAGUCUCUCUCUCUCUCUUUCUCGCACGUGCGGGCGAAUGGUGCCUGGUGGUGCCCCCAACCCCCACCCCACCCCCGUCCCAUCAACGCACGCCUCCUUCCUGUUUGGCGGGAUGAAGAAGGCACCGGUUUGAUCCACCAACGUGGUCGUGUUGGCACAGGCGCCUAAACGGGGCGGGGGGUACGUCCCAGGAAGCGCAUCACCCCCUGGCCCACCAUGACCACAACUUCCUGCGUGGCCGCUUUUCCGCCGACGCUAACGAGCUUUAUCUUGUUCUGUUGUCUUUUCGGAAACGUGUCGGCCAAAAAAAUGUGAUUGAACCCCCUCAAAAAUGAUAGUUGUAUGUUUCCUUCUUUGUUUUUGUUUUUUUACCAUGAGUUAAAAUGGAUUCCAACUAGAUCUGGCAACCAUUGGACCUUGUUGACGGUUAAAAUGCACUUUGGCCCCUUUUGUCUUGAGGGUUUUGUGUGGAAAGAAAAGCAGAAACCAAACCAAGUCAAUUGGUUCCGUGUGCGUUCAGGUGGAUUCAUCUUUGGAGUUUGAGUCUCAUUUCUCUGCCGCAAGCCACUGCAAGAAAUGGAAAACCGUGAAAUGUUGUAAUAAAAGAUUUGUUACUAA
Dunckerocampus dactyliophorus (ringed pipefish) is the source of this 1056-nucleotide messenger RNA. RefSeq names its product thymosin beta-12. The record is from RefSeq and is a predicted model, not a curated record. Lineage: Eukaryota; Metazoa; Chordata; Actinopteri; Syngnathiformes; Syngnathidae. Gene Ontology annotation, biological process: regulation of cell migration; actin filament organization. The transcript has 3 exons. Gene Ontology annotation, molecular function: actin monomer binding. The coding region runs from base 166 to 306 and encodes 46 amino acids. Gene Ontology annotation, cellular component: cytoplasm.